CCUGUAUUCAAAUACGUCCGAGAUUAUAAAACUUCUACUCAAUUAUUUUCCGCACACACUCUUCCCCAAACAUGGACUCAAACACCACCAACUUCCAAUUCGGACAAUGGCUGGCAACUCCACCGCCUGGAGAGGAAGUCGUCGUUACAGGGAUGUCGGGGCGAUUCCCGGCCUCCAACAACGUCCAGGAAUUUCGGGACAAUCUCUUCGCCAAGAAAUACAUGAUGGACAAAAUCGACAAACGCUGGAAGGUCGUAAACAAGGAGAUUCCUUCAAAAGGUGGCCUUCUUCCCGAAAUCGGGACUUUUGAUCCGGGAUUUUUCGGGAUUCAUCAUCGACAAGCCGAAAACAUGGACCCUGCGAUGCGCAAUUUCCUGGAAGUUGCUGUGGAGGCGAUUCUGGAUUCGGGAUUCCACCCCAAGGAGUUGGAGGGGAGCAGGACGGGGGUUUUUGUGGGGUACUCCUGGUCGGACCUGGAGGCGCCCAGUUUGAGCGAAGCCGACGAGCCCCAAAAGUUCGGGAUGACGGGCUACAGCCGCAGUUUCAUUCCACAUCGCAUCAGCUACUACUUGAAGCUCAAAGGGCCUUCCGUUGUGGUGGACUCGGCUUGUAGCAGCUCGUUCAAUGGCCUUGAGCAUGCCUUCAAGGCCAUAAGGACGGGCAAGUGUGAUAAUGCCCUUGUGGGCGGUUGUAACCUAACCCUUCAUCCUGGUACCACCCUACAGUUUGCAAGGUACGGCCUUUUGAGCAAAGAUUGCAUUUGCAAAGUGUUUGAUCAAGAGGCUAAUGGAUAUGUGCGAAGUGAGACAAUUGCUUGUGUUUUUCUGCAAAAGGCAAAAAAUUCACGCAGGAUUUAUGCCCAAAUCGUGGGUGCAAAAAUCAACGACGACGGUUUCAAAAGCGAAGGCCUAUCUUUUCCCUCUCACAAAAUGCAAGGCCAACUCCUCAAAGAAAUCUACAACGAAUGUGGAAUAGUACCAUCCAGAAUAACCUACAUGGAACUACAUGGUACUGGUACCAAAGUGGGCGAUGGGGAAGAGCUUCAAGCUGUAGACGACGCCAUUGUGACCCAACGUGAAAAAACCCUAAUUAUAGGUUCCGUCAAGUCAAACAUAGGCCAUGCGGAACCAGCUUCUGGUAUGUCCUCCCUUAUCAAGGUACUGAUAGCUAUGGAAGAGGGAAAAAUUGCACCAAACAUGAACUUGAACCAAAUUAAGGCCGGGUUCACAUCCCUUGAGCAGGGAAAAUUAAGGGUGGCCACGGAAAUCACCCCCUUGGAGGGGGAAGAACCCAUUGUUGGGAUUAGCAAUUUUGGAUUCGGUGGUAACAAUUGUCACGUGAUUUUGAAACGCGUGUCCAAAAAGAACCUGAAGUACCAUGACGAAGUACCACGACUGGUUUGUGUGAGUGGUCGUACUGUUCAAGCAGUUGAAGAAAUACUUAAUAAGGUUAAAUCAAAAUUCAACGUUGAAUUUAUCGCAAUGUUGCACCAACUCUUCAAAAAUCGCUUUACCACGCAUUUGUACCGUGGGUACGCCCUAGUGUCAAAAAAUGGUACUUUUGGUACUUCAAUUAGCCAAAUAAAGAACGAAUCAAACGAGUGCCGGGUGCAUUUCGGCAACUUUCAAAAGUGUUACCUUGAAGUUUGUCAGUACUUUAUGUUAUUCCCAAAAUUUCGAAGUACCAUGGAACGUAUAAAUGAAAUUUUGGGCGGUGGUACCACCUUAUACGACACUCUUUCGAGUACCAAAACCACCCUACUUGCAAGCGUGUGCACACAAUUCUCAAUCCUUGAAACUUUGCGUGACCUUGGAGUGGUACCAAAACUGGACAGUACCACCAACUUGGCUCACUUGAUCCAAACAUUACCACUGGAACAGUUACUCGAAACGGUGCGAAACAUUGACUCGGAAAACCACAAAUUUCAAGUUUUGACUGCAAGUACCAGAACCCAAAUUUUGGAACCCGAACCCGAAAAUGACCAAACUUUUGUGUUGGACGUGACAAAAGGUUUGGUUGCGUUCUUAGACGGGCUUGGACGGUUGUACCAAAAUGGAGUUGAUUUGCAUUUAGAAAAGUUGUAUGCACCGGUUGAAUUUCCGGUCAGUCGGGCCACGCCCAUGAUAUCGCCAUUGGUCAAGUGGUACCAUGACAAGAUUUGGCACAGUACUGCUUUUACAGCAUUUGCGAAAAAAACCGACGCCAAGUACGAUAUUGGCUUGAUGGAUGAGAACAGUUAUUUGGAGGGGCAUGUGAUUGACGGCCGCAAUUUGUUUCCAGCUACUGGUUAUUUGAACAUAAUUUGGGAGAUAAUAGCCAAAGAGCGCUACGCGCAACCCAUUCAUUUGCCCAUAGUUUUCGAAAAUUGCAAAUUUGUAAGAGCUACCACCAUGCCCAAAGCUGGAUUUAUCACAUUUGCCGUGUCAAUCCAGCGUAAAAGUGGGUUUUUUGAAAUUGUCGAAAACGACAGUAUUGUCAUGACAGGACGUGUCUUGGUACCAGAUGACAUCAAGUCGUACCAAGUGGAUUUACCCGAAUUAAAAGUUAGUGACGAUCCGAAGGAGUACUUGGACGAGUUUGAAGUUUACAAGGAGUUGUAUUUGCGUGGUUACAAUUACAGUGGGCUGUUCAAAGGCUUGGUCAAGUGUAAUAUUGAUGGGUCAUCUGGGUUGGUCCGAUGGGACAAUAACUGGAUCAGUUUUAUGGAUAAAAUGCUACAAAUUAAAAUUUUGGAACUCGAUUCGAGGCUUUUAUAUGUUCCGACAGGAAUCAAAAAAUUGUCAAUUGAUCCGAUCAAACAUCUAGAAAUUGUCGAAAAAAAAAGUGACCACUUGAUCCCGGUCUCGUCAUACAAAAACAGCGAUGUUAUCAGAUGUGGCGGGAUCGAAAUUUUGGGCCUCCAGGCCAACGCCAUCUCGAAACGCAAACCAAUCCUGGAACCAGUAUUGGAAAAAAGUAUUUUUAUCCCCAACGCAACUGAUUUGGAUUUAACUCAAGCAAUCCGAGUCAACACUCAGAUAAUACUUGACGAAAGUUUGGAAAAAAAUUUUACGGCAUUGGAAAUUCUAGACGAGUUUAGCAAUCCUGAAGUGUCUUUUGUGAUGCCACUUUUGUUUAACGCCCUUGAAGACAUUCCCUUAAUUCACCCAAAAUUGACAAUUUCAACCAAAACCAAAAUUGACGACAUCCCAGGAGUUAAAAUCGAAGCUACGACUUUAUCGUCAACUAGCAAUUUAUUAUUAAUUGUUGCCACAAAAUUAUUUCAACGUGUGACUCUCCUGAACCAAGUUUUGUCAGCUUUGAGCCAAAACGGCUUUGCUCUAAGUCGAGAGGACGCAAAUUUUGAGCCCGAAUUCGGCGAUAAAAUCACAAUUCUAACCCAAUUUGUAACACCUGAUGAGAAAUUAAUUCUGUUCAAAAAAACAGAAAGCGGCAAAUUUAAUCAAAAACUGAUUAACGUAAGUUCGGAAAAUUUCAAUUGGGUCCAACACGUUAAGGAAGAACUGAAAACUGACACACGUGUGGUGCUCUACAGUGAAAAGGGGGCCCUUGAGGGGCUUUUAGGGCUCGUUAACUGUCUCCGAAAGGAGCCAGGCGGCACCAAAAUCUCAUGUGUUUCCAUCAUGGGACAAGAAAUACCACAACUGGACGAACAAUUGGCCAAAAAUUUGGCUUUCAAUGUUUACAAAAACCAAAAGUGGGGGACUUACCGACAUUUGCAUUUGGAUGAGGCGGUGCAAAGUCGCAAGGACCAUGCGUUUGUUAGUUUAUUGUCACGUGGCGACUUGUCCAGCUUGCGAUGGGUGGAGGGGCCGUUGUCCAAGACGGACCCAAAGGUUAUUUUUGCCAACUACUGCGCCAUCAACUUCAAGGACAUCAUGACAGCAACCGGCCGCAUCGUACUAGCCAUGGAACGCACCAAACAAGACUCAAUCGAAGGCCUGGAGUACAGUGGACGCGACUUUAACGGUACCAGAAUCAUGGGCAUGACGGACCAUCGAGCCAUGGGUACUUUAAUCAACCCAGAUUUGCCCCUUUGUUGGCGGAUACCCGACCAUUGGUCCCUCGAAGACGCAGCCACGGUACCAGUGGUUUACAGUACCGUCAUUUACGGCCUUUUGAUGCGCUCGACUUUGGCACCCGGUACUUCGAUUUUGAUCCAUUCUGGCACCGGUGGCAUUGGCCUUGCGGCCUUGAAUGUGGCCUUGGCACAUGGUUGUGACGUUUACGUCACGGUGGGCACCAAAGAAAAACGCGAGUUUUUGCGAAAAAACUUUCCACAAAUUUCAGAUGACCACAUCGGCAAUUCUCGCGACUUGUCGUUCGAAGAAAUGAUCAAAACGCAAACCAAAGGCCGUGGUGUUGACAUUGUUUUGAAUUCUUUGACGGAGGAAAAGUUGAGGGCCUCUGUUAGGUGUCUGGCACGUGGUGGCAAAUUUUUUGAAAUUGGCAAAUUCGAUUUAGUUAACAAUAAUGCGAUUCAACUUUUAUUGCUUGAGAAAGGUGCCAGUUAUCACGGAAUUAUGGUUGAUACGCUCUUUAAAGAGUCAGAUGAAGACAAAUUGAAACUUAACCGAAAAGUUGAAGAGGGGAUAAGGAAGGGUUACGUUAAACCGAUCCCAAGGACUGUCUUCGAAAGUGACAAUGUUGAGGCUGCCUUCCGGUACAUGAUGACCGGAAAACACAUCGGAAAGGUUUUAGUGAAGAUUAGGGAAGAAAAUCAAGCUGACUGUUCCAUUCAGUGUUUGCCUAAAUUCUGGGCUGAUCCAAGCAAAUCCUACAUAAUCCUAGGUGGCUUGGGCGGUUUUGGCUUAGAAUUAGCCGAUUGGUUGGUCUUGAGAGGAGCUCGAAACCUCGUCUUAACUUCAAGAACUGGCGUCCAAACCGGUUAUCAAACGCAACGAAUCAAAAUCUGGCAAUCAUACGGCGCUCGCGUCAACAUUUCCACAAUCACCAUUUCGUCAAAAGACGAUUGCGUCAAAUUGAUACAAGAAGCCACAAAGUUGGCUCCAGUUGACGCAAUUUUCAACCUCGCUGUUGUCCUAAAGGACGAAUUAUUCGAAAACCAAACCGAAGAAAAUUUCCGGAUUUCUCUCACACCGAAAGCUUUCGCCACCAAAUAUCUGGACCAAGUCUCGAGAGAUUUGUGUCCGAAUUUGCGAUUUUUCGUCGUGUUUUCAUCCGUUUCCUGCGGACGUGGAAACAUAGGACAGAGCAAUUAUGGCAUGGCCAACUCGAUCAUGGAGCGAGUUUGCGAAAAAAGAAAAAGUGAAGGGUUUCCAGCCUUGGCCAUCCAAUGGGGAGCAAUUGGAGACGUCGGCCUUGUUGCCAAAAUGCAAAAAGACAACAAAGAACUAGUAAUUGGAGGAACUCUCCAACAAAAAAUCUCCAGCUGUCUUAACGUCUUAGACCGAUUAUUAAACCAAGACGAACCAAUCGUUUCGUCAAUGGUUGUGGCGGAAAAACGCGAUAAGAGAAUCGGUGGUGAAAGUGCAGUUGACGUAGUUGCCGCUCUUUUAGGCAUCAAAGACAUUAAAACAGUCAGUCAGCAAUCAUCUCUAUCCGAACUCGGAAUGGACUCAAUGAUGGGCAAUGAAGUGAUGCAAGUGCUGGAAAAAGAAUUCGAAAUUUAUGUCACACCUAAAGAUCUCAGAACCAUGACUUUUGCCAAAUUAGUCGAGCUGGAGGCGCAAAGAACGUCAAAUAUUCAAGACCAAAAAAGCAAGCAAAAAAUGGAACAGGGGACAAAUACCAUUAUCCAGUUUAUUCCAGACGGACAAUUCGAUAAUCAGGAGUUAAUUAAAUUAGAGAGUAAGGCGCGAGAUGACGAAGUUCCGACGAUUUUUGUCUUGCCAGGAGUUGAAGGAGUGUUUAAACAGUUGGAACCUUUUGUCAAAAAUUUGAAUGCCAGGGUUUUUGGGGUGCAAUAUUCGUACCAACAACCAGAACACACGAUUCAAGAAGUUGUCGAAAAUAUUCUUCCAAAAAUCGAGAAACACAUCAAAACCGAAAAAAAAUUCUUCUUCAUCGGCUACUCGUUCGGAGUGACGGUGGCCUUGGAGCUGGCCCUCCGCCUCGAAGCCGCUUCUUACACCGGCACCGUCGUGGCCAUCGACGGCUCCCCGCACUACACCAGGCGCCUGCUCGAGCACUACCUCCCGGGGGAGACCGCCGCCGAGUUCGAGAGCAUGAUCCUGGUGAACAUCCUCGCCAUCUUCCUCCCUCUGGACCUCAUCGUCAAGAACAAGGAGAAACUGAUGAGUUGUCCGGACUUUGACGCGCGCAUUGAAACCGUGCGCAGUUUCGUGCCUUCCGACUUGCCCAACUUGCAGAAAAUGGACAAACAGGUGGCGUUCACGCUCCGGGAGCGAUUCCGGGCGAUUUUAGACUACAAGUCAAACGGCAACAAGUUGAAAUCUACGACGAUCAAGUUGUACAAGGCGGAACAUCCGCCAGUGGCGCUCGAAAACAUGGACGAGGAUUAUAAGUUGGCCGAGUUUAGUGAAAGUAAAGUUGAGGCGAUGACGAUUUGUGGGAACCAUAUCUCGAUGUUGGAGCAGAAGGAGUUGGUCAAUGAUGUGAGCCAAAUUUUCGCGCUGGAUUUCUAUUAAAGUGGGACACUGAUGUGGCAAAAUAGAGGUGUCAGUUUAGUGAUCGUUUAAUAAAUUUUUAACUUUU
Messenger RNA from Tribolium castaneum (red flour beetle), 6678 nucleotides. RefSeq names its product fatty acid synthase. The record is from RefSeq and is a predicted model, not a curated record. The transcript is spliced from 15 exons. Gene Ontology annotation, molecular function: 3-oxoacyl-[acyl-carrier-protein] synthase activity; fatty acid synthase activity; oxidoreductase activity. Lineage: Eukaryota; Metazoa; Arthropoda; Insecta; Coleoptera; Tenebrionidae. Gene Ontology annotation, biological process: fatty acid biosynthetic process. The coding region runs from base 72 to 6611 and encodes 2179 amino acids.